AUGAUCUUCUCACGCUUGACCAACUCUCGGGCUCGUAUCCUUCUUAGCCUUCUCAUCUUCGGCCUCAUAGUCUCAACUCAAGCAGAACCAAGAACCAAAAAAUCUUCAAGCCCAGAACCUUCUCAAAGCACCAUUACUUGGACCUCCGCAGCUGCUACCAUUACGAGUGGAGUUGAUGAAUGUUGUUUCUCUGGACUUUGUCGGGCUGAUCAGGAUAGAUGUUAUGGUUAUCAUCAUCGGAUUGAUAGCAAUAAAUCUGGGGGAAAUAUUACGAAGAAAAAGAUUUUUUGGGCAGUAUACGUAGCUUCUACUUUCUUUGGGAUUUUGGGUGGUUUGGGUUUGAUGUUUUUGUAA
Sclerotinia sclerotiorum 1980 UF-70 is the source of this 354-nucleotide messenger RNA. RefSeq lists its product with no specific name. The transcript has 2 exons. Lineage: Eukaryota; Fungi; Ascomycota; Leotiomycetes; Helotiales; Sclerotiniaceae. The coding region runs from base 1 to 354 and encodes 117 amino acids. The record is from RefSeq and is a predicted model, not a curated record.